Messenger RNA from Clupea harengus (Atlantic herring), 4231 nucleotides. RefSeq names its product homer protein homolog 3. The transcript has 11 exons. Bases 680 to 1774 code for a protein of 364 amino acids. Lineage: Eukaryota; Metazoa; Chordata; Actinopteri; Clupeiformes; Clupeidae. Gene Ontology annotation, molecular function: G protein-coupled glutamate receptor binding. Gene Ontology annotation, biological process: G protein-coupled glutamate receptor signaling pathway. The record is from RefSeq and is a predicted model, not a curated record.
UUCUUAAAUUGGUGACUUCGUGUUGCUUGGCGGGCAAGUGGCGGCGGCAUGGGUUAGCUGACCUGGCGAGGCCAGCAGGGGGAGUUAGUGAGGCUUUAAAGGCAGCUUGAGUGGAGAUCGGCACAACAGUGUGCCACUGUGGCUUGAUUCGUCGGAGGCGUCAAAUCAAACGAAAAUCAAAAGUAACAACUGCCCCAGUAUUUAACUCUACCAACGCAUCACAGCAAGUUAACUGGACUCUUUGACAGCAUUGCAGUGUCAGGAAUACCUCGCCAGUCGACAAACGUGCACUGCCCCGCAAGGUUACCGAAGUGCAGUGAAAGAAAGAAAAGAAACCAAGGAGAGAGAAGUGCUCAAGAUGAAUCCACAUCAACCAUUUUUACAUGGCACAGUUCUGCAUCUACUUACAUGAAAUAAUUCAUGCGGUGUUAGUGGGAAGUGUGGCUUCGGCUGUAUCUUUAGGGUAAAUGCCCGUUUUCGUUGUUGGGUAAAGCGAAAUAUUGCCCUUUGCAGAGAGAUUCCUAGGCGAUAAUUGGAAAGCAUCCGUAUCCGGACAAGAAGAACAAGAAGAAUUGUAUGUCUAAUACACCAGUCACUUGAGUUAAUACUUUGAUCAAACAUAAGAUCCUGUUGAUAUUCACAACGAAAUGGGAAAAGGUCCCACUACGAUCCUGUAAGCAUGUUUCCACUACACAGAGAAAGGGAGCAGCCAAUCUUCAGCGCGAGAGCUCAUGUGUUCCAGAUUGAUCCGGCCACCAAGCGCAACUGGAUCCCUGCCAGCAAGCAUGCCGUUACCGUCUCCUUUUUUUACGAUGCCAAUCGGAAUGUGUACCGCAUCAUCAGUGUGGGCGGGACUAAGGCGAUUAUCAACAGCACCAUCUCACCCAACAUGAGCUUCACUAAAACCUCCCAGAAGUUUGGCCAGUGGGCUGAUAGCCGAGCCAACACCGUCUACGGCCUAGGCUUUGCCACCGAGCAGCAGCUUCAUCAGUUUUCAGAGCGCUUCAAUGAGGUGAAGGACGGUGCCCGCUUGGCAAGAGAAAAGUCCCAGGAAAAGAUGGAAAUGAAUAACCCUGGCCUGAGCAUUGCUGCCCCUCAGUUCUCACAGGACUUGUGUGACGAGCUGCAGUCUCCUCCAGUGAUGUGUGCCAACGGCCCCGAAGACAAGCUGUUCCGCAGCCAGAGCGCUGACAUCACACUCAACUCUGAGAAGGAGCGCAUCAAGAAGAUGCUGUCUGAAGGGUCAAUCUGUGAGAUGAACCUGGAGACCGAGCUGUUCACCCUGCAGGACAGCAAUGCUAAACUGGUGGCAGCGCUGCAUGAAGCUAAUGCUAAUGUGGAACAAUGGAAGAAGCAGCUCGUCGCCUACCAGGACGAGACAGAGAGACUGCGAGACCAGGUGGCAGACCUGGAAGCCCACGGGGGGCACGGGCCCAGCGAUAUGCUGAAGGAUGAGUUGACUCAGUCGCUGGAGGAGUUGGAGGCUUUGCUGAAAGCCAAAGAUGAGGAAAUCUGUAUACUGCAGGCCAAGAAAUCAGAUUUCCAUGAAAUGGAACAGGAGAGAGAAGAGGCCAUACACAGAAUACAGGAACUGGAAAUGCGCAACGUGGAGCUGGAACGCAGAGUGCAGGGUGCCGAACAGUCCUUGGCCAACUCUUUGGAGGAGAGGGACCGUAUCGAGAGCGAGGUGCACAGGGUGGUUGAAAUCCUGGAUGUCAAGAUAUUUGAUCUGAAUGACCUGAGACAGAGCCUGGUCAAACUUAUUGACAAGUAGAGUCAGGGAGGAGAGCUUGUUUGGUGCAGCUUUGGACUAACGUGACAAAACAGGGUAAAUGAUGAGCAGUUACAAAAGCAAGGAACAGAAAGAGAGUACAGUAUAUUAUGGAGGCAAAGUACCUGAGCCGCACUAUGGACAAAAGGGCUCAGGUAAGAGAACAGAUUGUGCUUUGUGCUUUUCAACACACGAUGGGCCUGAUAUAUUACUAGAUUACUAAACAGUAUUUCUGAGCUUGACAUGCACUGGUUUAAUUUUGCUAAAAAAAAACCCUAGCAAUAAAUUAUUCUUAAUCAUUUAAAAAAAAAUCAAUAAAGAAAAUGCAGUAAUGGUAGGGUAACUGUGGGCACUUUUUGUCUCUCACUAGCCAACUGCAUUGCUGGAGCUACUACACAACAGCUGUUUGGUACCUGUCUACUCUGUCGUUAUUAUUCAUGUUUUCAAGAGGAAUCUUCUAUUUUUGAUACAUUGUGGUGAUGUGUGAAUGGUAAAAGCACACUGAUUUAAGACAAUAUCUCGAAUAAGAUAUGAACUGAUAGCGUGAUCACUUUGGGUCACAUCAAACUGAGCUACGUUGAUAUAUUUACAUACUAUACCAGAGCACUAUGGAUGGCAAAAUAGUACAUAUAUAUGUUCAAGCACGUCUGGUACAUUAAAGGAGUUUACUUGGCAGCAGUAUUUGCAGAUGAAUGAAAAGAGAAUAAAAACUGCAUGAAAUUCAGUUGAGGCAUAGAAUCACAAACUAUACAAUAACCAAUUCAAGAUGUGAUCAAGUCAAAAUAUUUCCAUUUAGUAAGAUCCUGUUGCAAACAGCUAAUGCUGAAGCACACAGUUAGGAACAAAUAAAUCACUUUAGCGUUGCAUCACGGCAGUCUCAGAAACGAAGAUGAACAUACCAAAGACCUGCUGUCCAGAGUGAAAGUUUUAAAACACUAAUUAGAGGCAUGGUAGUGAAAAUUUAGGAAAAGUUAACUGAAUAUGUGCAUUCUGACUGCUUCAAAAAUAUAUGCACCCGUAGGAAUUAGCCAAUAAGAGUAUUUCAUCGUAGGAUAUUGCACAGAUUUAGACAGCAUAUUCCAGUUCAUAUACGAUAAGUUUGUGGCCUCUCUUAUGAGGGAGUAUUAAUUACAUCACUAAGGUAUCUAAGCUUGUCUGUCUUGUUCUGUGAUCUUGAAGCUUGACAUUGUCACGUUGUGUGGUGGCUAUCAUCCAUUUGCAGGCUUUCUCACUGGUGUAAACUACAAAUGCAUUUUAGAACAGAACACAGCACUUCUGACUAAGAUGGGCUACAAAGCAGAAUAAAGACAACAUUGUCCUGCCUUUUAAAUAAGAGUGCUUACUUAUAGAAAUACCUGAUCAUCCAAUUGACGCCACAGAAAAAGACUACAUCUGUGGAGAGGUGAAACAUUUUGAGAUUACACAAGUAGCCCAGAGGGUCUGUUGUGAGGAACAGAUACAGGGCAUGAAAUAUUGUUGUCUUGUCUGAGUUCAACACACUGUUAAGGGCAAAAGUCGGUGCAGCAUUUUAUGUCUCAGACAUAUGUCCUUGUACAUUUUUGUCUUACCUUAAAGAAUGUGUGCUGUAUGUAAAAGUUGUCUUGGGCCUUAUAUGAAAGAUUUAAGUACAUACUUUUUGAGGUGUAGAGGUGAUUUGUUUACUUCACUUAGUAAAUGUUUCAUACAUUUGCAAAUAAUACCUUGGUCAGUUUUAAUAGACCAAUAUUUCAAAAGUUGCUGAAUGAUACAAACUGUUCGUACUUUAAAUGACUUCGGUUCAAGGUGUUUGUAAUAUUUCUGCAUAAUUUACCUUAAAAAGCUGGCUAGUUUGACAAAUGGAGUUCAUGCUGAAUAUAUUUCCGUUUCAUAUGGGGAAAGUUGUAGAUUUAAUACAUUUUAAAUGCAGUGCUAAGACAUGCAGAAUAUGUCAUUUAACUGCUAAUUUGGCUGUGUCUGACCUUGAGAAGCCUUUCAUGUUUCUGUAGGAACUGAAAUUAUUCUGACAUUACUACAGUUUGUGCAUCAACAAUUUCUUUGAAUAAAGUGACACAUCUGAAUGCAUUUGAAACAUUUUGUAAAUUGAAUGCCAUGAAUGGUUACACAUAUAACCCUUUUCUAGAUACUUAAAUGAUUUUUACUAUAUCGUUGUGGAACUUCUCACCCCCAUCAAUAUAUAGCAUUCACCUGGUUGUUGUAAUAGCAUCCAUUUUCUGCCAUACCCUAAUCACACAUAGCCUACCUGAAGACGGAAGUGAGCUGGCAGGGACCCAUCCAGUUGGUUGUAAUGGGUACCAUUUAUGGCAGUCAACUGAGAAAGUGCCAACUGUUGCAAUAUUUGUCAGAACUGGAAGGGUUUACAUUCACAUUUGUUCCAUCUCCUGGCCCCACAUUUUUAGGCACACUAAAGACAUACAAUAGUUUGUUUAUGUAGAUGCUGUAAUGUAUAAAUGCUAAAAUGCC